Fukomys damarensis (Damara mole-rat) is the source of this 981-nucleotide messenger RNA. RefSeq names its product olfactory receptor 13A1. The coding region runs from base 1 to 981 and encodes 326 amino acids. Gene Ontology annotation, biological process: G protein-coupled receptor signaling pathway. The transcript has a single exon. Gene Ontology annotation, molecular function: olfactory receptor activity; G protein-coupled receptor activity. Lineage: Eukaryota; Metazoa; Chordata; Mammalia; Rodentia; Bathyergidae. Gene Ontology annotation, cellular component: membrane. The record is from RefSeq and is a predicted model, not a curated record.
AUGAAGCUGCUAGUGGAGAUGCACCAGAAGGUCCCAGAGACAGGGAUCAACCCAAAGAUGAUGAGUAACCAGACACUGCUAACACAGUUUAUCCUGCAGGGCUUCUCAGAGCACCCAGAGUACCAACUGCUCCUAUUCUGCUGUUUCCUCUUGCUCUACACGGUGGCCCUCACUGGCAACAUCCUUAUCAUCUUGGCCAUCUCCCUCAACCCUGGGCUGCACACGCCCAUGUACUUCUUCCUGUUCAACCUGGCUACAAUGGACAUCAUCUGCACCUCAUCCAUCAUGCCCAAGGCCCUACAGGGUCUGGUGUCACAGAAGAACACCAUCUCCUUCGGGGGCUGCAUGGCCCAGCUUUACUUCCUCACAUGGGCUGCAUCCUCAGAGCUACUGCUCCUCACGGUCAUGGCCUAUGACCGCUAUGCUGCCAUCUGCCACCCUCUACAUUAUGGCACCAUGAUGAGCAGAGCGUUCUGCAGCCUGCUGGUCGCCAGUGUGUGGAUGCUCUGCGCCCUCAACACAGCCAUCCACACAGGGUUGAUGUUGCGCUUGGACUUUUGUGGCCCCAGUGUCAUCACCCACUUCUUCUGUGAGGUCCCCCCUCUGCUGCUCCUCUCCUGCAGCUCCACCUAUGUGAACAGUAUCAUGAUUGUCCUAGCAGAUGCCUUCUAUGGCAUCCUGAACUUCCUGAUGACCAUUGUGUCCUACGGCUUCAUCAUCUCCAGCAUCCUGAAAAUGCAGACUGUGGAGGGGAAGCAGAAAGCCUUCUCCACCUGCUCCUCCCACCUCAUGGUGGUAUGUAUGUACUACACUGCUGUCUUCUAUGCCUACAUCAGCCCUGUCUCCAGUUACGAUGCAGAGAAGAGUAAGCUGGCUGGGGUGUUGUACACCAUGUUGAGCCCCACCUUGAACCCUAUUAUCUAUACUUUGAGAAACAAGGAGGUCAAAGCAGCCCUCAGGAAGCUUUGCCCUUUCUUCUGA